AUGGAGCAUCUUUGCAGGGAAUUGGAUUGGCCAGCGACGAAGGCGAAAGAAUACCUCGAUUCUGCCAAGCGAAAGAAAAAGGAGAAAGACAACUCGAAUAACAGCUCAACAUCUGCGUCUACAUCGAGUCACAUUAAAAGACCCAUUGACCAAGUGGAUGCCAAACCCAACCGUCCUCAGGGAAUCAAGAAACCUAAAUUGGACCACUCCUCUAGUGAAAAAUCAAUUCGAGGCGACUCGGAUUCUGCAUCCCGAAUAGCUGUCCGCAAGAGCUCGACAGCCCUUCCUCGCAAAGAACAUGUGCUGCAACAGCCAGGCGUCCCAGCCCCACCUCUGCCAGUGCGACCCCCUCUCGACAAGAACCACGCGCCAUCGACUUCCUCACAACGCCCCAGUCAGGCCGCCGCAAAUGUCGCUGCUAGUCGAUCUUCCCCGCCGCACGCCCGCUCUGUGCAGCAAGCGUCAUCAAGUCGGUCUACACAGACACCGUCCGUUUUCCGGUCUGAACAUGCAGCUACUCACGCACUUGCUCAGAAACCACCUACGCCCCCUGCCCAACUUCAAAGGAUGUCGAUAGAUCCCCUGCCAACACCGCCGACCUCCGCCCCUGUACUUCCUACCUCGCCUCCAAAGGCAUCUGUGCCUCCUCCUUCCGCACCCGCAACUCUUUCUGGCCCUUCACAGUCAUCCCACGAGAGCAACGCCUCCAAGUCGAUUGGCAGCGUUAGCCAAGUGAAACCUGUUGCCAGUGAGAAGCGAUCAACCAACAACCAAGUCGGCAGAGAAAUCCGCGAUAAUAUCAAUGAAGCCAAAGCAGGGGUGGAGGAAAUCAAGACGGGAGUUGCUGGGCUUACCAACUUGCUCGCCCAGCAGCAAAGGGAGGUUCUCGGUGCCAUCUCCCAGUCUAAUCUCAAUCCCAACGCGAUCCUCGCCAAGUUGUCGGCAGUGCAAGAACAAAUCGCGAUCCUCAACUCGUCCUUGCAACCUAUCCUGCAGAGCUUCCAACAGCUCCAUCCAGUGUCCAAUGAACCACAUAUGAACACCCUCGCUCGUAAUGUGGAAUGGCUGAAGUCGGCCAUGGAAAACCAGAUGAUCGCCAAAGAAGAGGAAGACAUCCGGAUUCAGUAUGACAGAGUGGUUCAAGAGAACGAGAUGUUGAAGAGGCAAAACGAUGACCUUGUCCAGGAUAAGGAAAAUAUGGCCCGGCAGAAUGCUUUCUUCCAAGAUGUGUUGCAGAAGCGUGAAGUUCAGGCCGCCGCCGCCGCCAGUAUAAGCCAGCUUGCUUCACCGGAAAUGGCGGAUAUAACGCCCAAUCCCCUCGCUUCACCGGAUACAACACCUGCCCCCGACGCUUCGGAGCACCUGGAAUCUGCCUCUGACCAUCGCCACCCGGAAUUCGACCUUCACGAACUGAUCUCAACGGGGUCCAGUAUGGGGGCUCAAAUCCUCCACGCGAAAGCAGCGCAAGAUUUUGACGACAAACCCUGUCAAAAAGAGUCCUGCGUGAGGUCUCGUUCGUACCUCGCCGUUGCCAUGAAUUGGCAGCAACACUGGGACAGAAUGGUUAGCCCUCAUGUUAACAGGCCUUAA
This is a messenger RNA of Coprinopsis cinerea okayama7#130, 1590 nucleotides long. RefSeq lists its product as hypothetical. The transcript is spliced from 6 exons. NCBI's taxonomy places the organism in Eukaryota, Fungi, Basidiomycota, Agaricomycetes, Agaricales, Psathyrellaceae. Bases 1 to 1590 code for a protein of 529 amino acids. The record is from RefSeq and is a predicted model, not a curated record.